AAAGUCAGUUCAGGCUGCCUGAAUCUGAACUGAAAAGAUAGUGUUUGUGAAAGUGAGACAGCACGGUGAGGGAGGAGGGGCCAGUAAUGUAAGGUUUUACCGAGCAUUCAGCACACUUACUGUCAGCACACAGUGACCGAGUGAGGAAGGAGAACGGUCUUGUCUUUCUCCAUCUCACAGUGCUUACGCACGAGGGAAAGAUAGUUUCUCAGGUUUUUGUUUUGGACAAGCGAUACUGAGGGAGUUGUGAAGCUGUUUAGAAGGAUAUAUUGAGAAUGCCAAUGUGAACGUCUCCAGGAAUUACUAAGUUGAAGCUACAAUGACGUCCCAUGUCAAACUGUGGAGAGACAGAUUGGGGACAGGGGACUAUGAUACGCAGAUUAAAGAGGUGCGUUUGCAGCUGGCGGAGCAGCUGAGGAUAUUUGACGGUCAGGUAGAGCAGAAGACUCAGGUGUUCCAAGAUCUUAUCGAUUAUUUGCGCAGACGAGGCGAGAUCGAGGGGGAGUACGCCCGCUCACUGGACAAACUGUGUGACAAGUUUUCCUCCAGAACCAGGAAGAAGGAGCCCAGCUAUCAGUCAGUGGUUAACUGCUGGCAGGUGUUGUUGACACAAACACGUCAGGAGAGCAGAGAUCACAGUUUCUUGAGUGACAGCUACAGCAACACUCUGCCUCAGCAGCUUUCACACUGUGUUGAACAUGCCCAGCGCCUGGCCAAACGGAGCAGAGACAUUUGCACCCAGUUACAGGAUGGACUUUUGAAGGUCACCGCCGAACUUCAUACAACCUUGAAGACAUAUUACCAAUACUACACUGAGUUCCUGUCUGCAGAAGGCAAAUUAAAGGAGGCAGUCAGACUGGAGGAAAAGCAGAAGCAAAGUGCAUCUAAAAAGAUGGAAAGACAAAAAGAGAAAAGACAAAGUAAAGUUCAGGAGAUUCAGCUAAAGUGCACAAAAGCGCGCAAUGAUUACCUGCUCAACUUGGCUGCAGCAAAUGCAUGCAUGAACAAAUACUACCUUCAGGAUCUCUCCGCUCUCAUAGAUUGCUGUGAUCUAGGUUACCACCAGUCCAUAUCUAAGGUUUUUCGAUAUUACCUGGCCAGUCGCCAAUGGGCCCAGCAGAACGUGAGCGCUGGGAUGCAUCAGCUGGACACAGCUUUGUUAGAACUGAGCCAGAACCAGGAUAGAGACACUCUCAUGCAGGCCAACAUCUCUGCCUUUUGCCUGCCCCUCCGCUUUCAGUACCAACCCUACGACGGCGACCAGGUAGUUGAGGUGUCAGCAAAGUCUGAGAUGAUGGCCGAGCUGGUGACCCGUUUUCAGCAGCUGCAGUCCAGGCUGUCUUCAGUCACCAUGGAGGUUGAAGAGUCUGGCAAAUUACUUCAGUCAGCUCAGACUUCCAUGCUGGAUGGUAUUGUCGAGGACACAUUUGGAUCUGCCCCAGACUUUCCCAUCAUCCCAUCAUCACCAGAGGGUGAUAUAUCAGUCAGUAAGACAUAUCAGCUGAAACGCAGAGCCAGUCUUCCGGACACUGAGAGUUUGUACUUCUCGAAAGUCAGGGACCAUCUAUGUAACAGCUCUUUAAUAUCAAAACUGGAGGCCAAACAUGACCUGCUGAAGGUUGCCAUUCAGAAAGCUGAAAGUGUUGACAGUAAUCAUUCCAGAACACGCUCCAAAAGAUCUGUGCGUCAUAAAAAGAGUUAUCCUGGUACCCAGAUCAGCCAGAAGCUCUUUAAUGGAGAUCUACUGUUAUACAUCCAAGCAUCGGGACAGCUCAUUCCAGCUGUGGUGGAAAGUUGCAUUCGCUUCAUCAACCUCAAUGGUUUACAUCAUGAGGGAUUGUUCAGAGUGCCGGGAUCUCAGAUGGUGGUGAAUCAGCUGAAGGAUGCGUUUGAGAAAGGCGAUGACCCGCUCGCUGAUGAGGGGUGUGACAUGGACUCUGUUGCUGGAGUGCUGAAACUUUAUUUUCGAGGACUAGAGAAACCCCUCUUUCCUGAGGACAGUUAUGAGCAGCUGAUGGAAUGUGGGCAAAUAGAUGACGAGACUAAAAAAGUAAUGCAGCUGAAGUGCAUCAUCUCCUCAUAUCCUGCCCCACUCGUCAUUGUCAUGAGAUAUCUUUUUGCGUUCCUUCACCAUGUCUCCCAGUACAGUGAUGAGAACAUGAUGCAGCCCUAUAACCUGGCAGUGUGUUUUGGUCCCAGUCUGGUGAGGGGGCCAAACAACGGCGAUGCGGCAGAGCUUCAGCGCAUCAACUCGCUAGUCAAGAGCAUCAUUAUCCAACACGAGAGCAUCUUCCCCAGCCAGAAUGAAUUGCCUGGGCCAGUGUAUGAAAAGUGCAUGACACUGGAAGAAGAUGACUGUGAGGCUGUAGCAGAGGAAGGAGAUGGAGAAUCAGACCAAUCUCAAAUUAAAGAAGCAAAAGAUGAGCUGCAGGGAGUAGCUUUGUUCAACUACACAGGCCGUUCUUCAGCUGAGCUGUCCUUUAAACAUGGAGACCGUCUCAUCCUACAUAGCAGAGCCUCCUCUGAUUGGUGGAGAGGGGAGGUGAACGGAACAAAGGGUCUCAUCCCAAAUAAAUAUAUCAGUGUGUCAAGCAUGGAUGGAGGCCAAGAUCAGAAAGGGAAGGAAACUUUGAAAUCCAGCUACACCAGACAGCAGACAGAAGAAGAGCAGAAAGCAGAGCAAAGUACACGGCUUAAGGCCACGAGUGACAAAGCGGGACUCGGGCCAAGUCACGUCACUUCUGGAAAGGUUUCAUUACAAAUACCCACGGCACAGUACGCACAGCCAGGAAAUUCUCCAGGGGCUCUCCGGAAAACAUUAGACCCUCAAAUGAGACGAUCUACUGCCGAUGGAGGAAGCGGAGAGGAAUUCUCAACAGACGUGGAUAAGGAAGUGCAUCACAUGAUGCACUCCGUGUUUAAGGAGCUCCUCAUUCGCCAAACUUCCCCAGAUCAAAAUACAUCUAUAACCUCAGAAAUCACACCCCCUGUGCAAUUGCCUCCAAACAGAGGACCAGGAUGGAAAGGAAAGGCUUUAUUUAGAUCAGCUGAUCAUGUGGACUGAAAAAAAAGAAAAGAAAAAGAGAACAGGGGUAAACCUGUGUAACCGUUCAGAAACACAAGAAAGUUUAGAUGAAAUAUCAGUUUGAGUGAGAGCUCAAUUUUUGUUUAUGGUGUUUUUGUAUAGUUUAAAUAGAUGGGUUUAAGAGGCACUUUCAAUUCAACGUGAAUUUUUAGAUAUAAAUAUGCACUGUGACAAUUCUACUAUGUACAUUAAGUUGCCAUUUUCUUUUAUUUUCUAUUUACACUCGUUGUUGUAACAAGCAACUGUAUUUCUGUGAAAUAAGAACCAAUCAGGACUACUGUAAGGCUAAAAGCUCACAAAAGCUUGUUUACAAUUUUUUUUUAUUAUUUAUAAUGUGAAAACCUUUUAAAACGCCACAAGGCACCACGCCGAAUGUAACUAACAGUCCUGAGAUAUAAUAACAGUAUCUUUAAACAGUAAAACAAAGAAGUGUCUAGAAGUGUAUAAAAUAUGUGAACCAUCCUUGAUCAAGUUUUCUCAUUCCUUGUGACAACAAACUGUAAGCUGCAACAGAGCCAGAGCUACUUUUCUUUGUGCAAGCACAUAACUUGAUACAAACAGGUGAAUAUGGUAUGCAAUUUCCUGCGAAAUCCGUCCUGACAGGUCUAAAAUAUAUAUCAUUAUAUUUAUAUAAAUCAUUAUAUAAUAAAUAAUAAAUUAAAUAGAUUUAUUAUAGUGUAUUUGAGUGAUAUAAAUUCAUGUUUUUUUCCACUCUCCCAUUGAUAACAUUUUGUUAUUUUUCAAUUUAUAAAGUUACAUUGUAUUACAAUGUAUCUUUCAGUUGUGACCCAUUCAGAAACUGUUGCCGUUUACUAACACAGCUGCGUGGAUUAGGGAACUGACAGGAACAAAAAAGAAAUUCGGAAGUUCUACAACGGUCAGAAGUUCUAAACAGCGUUUACAUCGCCUCUACAUGGUAGGUCACAUACAACAGAGUAGAUAAUGUCGUCCUAUUUUCUGUAUGGAGUGUUUUCACGACGCGUCAACAAUUGGCCAUAGUGGCGGCGGCACAGAACGUUUAACAAUGCGACUGAACCGAAUGCAACUCGCAAAUUUAGCCGAUUAUUGGUGCUGAAAUUGGUCAGUUAUUGUCAUGUUUUGGGCUGUACUAAUCGGUCGGACUCGGAAAAACAUUUUGAGUACUAUAGGCUGCCAAAAGUUAUAACAAAUUAAGGAGAAGUGUCCAAAAACUGUCUGAGGAACAAGUUUUGUGGUUGGCCAAACUGAACCAGAAUUAUAUUUCCAGGUCACAAAUCUUAACAACAUUCGUGUUCGUUCUUAUCAUAACCCUGGUGAAAAAACAGCAUAUGCUGAUAGGUAUGUUUUGAUGCUGGAAUGCUGGUUAGGUAGGUUUUCAUGUUGGUUUAAGCUAGUCCUUUGCUGGUUUAUGCUGGUCCUUUGCUGGUUCAUGCUGGUCCUUGACCAGCAAAAACCAGCAAAGGACCAGCUUAAACCAGCAUCAAAACCUACCUAACCAGCAUUCCAGCAUCAAAACAUACUUACCAGCAUAUGCUGGUUUUUUCACCAGGGAGCACUGGCCAAGUAGGUGAAAUAUUAGGCUAAUAUCUUAUAAUAUUGAUGUUGCUCAUAUGUAUCUUUACCACUUAGAAAAAAAACAAACAAACAAUAGAACCACCCCAAAAAUUCUAAUGGUUUCCACUACAACUACCAUUACAAACAUUACAAACUAUCAACUUUUAACCAUUAAAACCAUUAAAAAAAAAUUCUGUUGUGUGUUUUGGUGUAUUUGGUUUUAAUAAGCCACCAAUGGACCUUUUUCACAAGACUGAUGACGCGUUUCAACGGUCAUCAUCAUAAAUCCUUUAAAGUUUUUCAUAUUUUGAUUGUUUAAAAUAAUGUGUGUACAUUUAUAACAUUAUACUUUGUAUUAUAUCACCUUUUCAUCAAGUUACAAAAACCUAGUUAACACGAGGGUGUUUCUAAUGGCGCGUCUAUGAGAGGAACUGUACAUUUGACAUUGUUUGCUCUUCUGAAUGCCGAUAUCAGUCUCUCUCAAUUUUUUUCCUUUGAUUGAAAGUCGUGAAAACACUAUCGUGGAGUUUUUCCUUUUGUUAUUUAAGCAAAUGUGAAUGCAAAAAUAUAUUUGUGGUACUCUCCCAUUCACUGCUCACGGAUUUUACCCAACUUUGACGACUUCCGCUAUGAUAAACGCGGAAAUGUGAGAAAGGUCCAUAGAAGGUGACCAAUUACCAGUAGAGACCAACAGGGUUCAUUACAGUUUCCAUUAAAACCAAUACAUGUCCCAUUAUGACCAGUAAAACCAUUAAAAAUUU
This is a messenger RNA of Labeo rohita (rohu), 5379 nucleotides long. RefSeq names its product Rho GTPase activating protein 4a (gene arhgap4a). Gene Ontology annotation, molecular function: protein binding. Gene Ontology annotation, cellular component: cytoplasm. The transcript has 24 exons. The record is from RefSeq and is a predicted model, not a curated record. Lineage: Eukaryota; Metazoa; Chordata; Actinopteri; Cypriniformes; Cyprinidae. Gene Ontology annotation, biological process: signal transduction; negative regulation of cell migration. The coding region runs from base 320 to 3064 and encodes 914 amino acids.